GACAGGCGCGAUCUGCGGUCAUCAUGCAAAGGUUACAUUGGAUCUGUUUCAAGAAGACGCUCCUCCGUCGGAAACGCUCGGGUCGCAAAAUGCGGGACGUCUAGCGGCGCGAGAGCGGACUCGCCACCGGUUCUCCCGGGCCUCUUUUGGCUGCAGCAGGUGUCAAAAACGAUGGGCACGUUUUCGGGAGUGUGUGCGCUGGCUCCUCUCGGCCGUAAAGUGGCUUCAUGAGUGUCCAAAGUAACAGUGGAAGUGGUGGUGGAAGUUUGGAGGCGACGCCAUCUUGGUCGCAGCUCUCCUCGUCCCCAACGAUUUCUCAACAACAUCUAACGGCGACCGCAAAGAGCAAGGAAGGCCCCAUGGAGGAGCUGCACAGCUUGGACCCCAGGAGACAGGAGCUGCUGGAGGCCAGGUUUACAGGAGCUGUCAGCGGCAACACCGUAGGCAGCACGGGGAGCACCAGCGGAGGUGCUAAGGGCUUGGCCAAUGAGUCCUCCAACCACAGCUAUGGAAGUCUGGGCUCAUCCAGUGACAAGGAGUCCGAGAACUCCGAUCUGAAAAGAGGGAGCUCCCCUGCCUACUCAACCCCAGAGAAGAAGCACUCUGAAUCGUCCAGGGGGAGGAAGAGGAAAGCCGACACCUAUUCUGAGAGUAGUCAAGGAAAGACUUCCACACGCGGACCCAAAAUCAGCGACUAUUUUGAUUUUCAGGGUGGAAAUGGUUCCAGUCCAGUCAGAGGCCUUCCAUCUGCUCGCCGCUCUCCUCAGAGCUCGCACUCGGCUCCAGGUUCGAUGACCCGUGAAAAUAGCUCCUCCCCCACCAGUCUGAGUUUCGGGGAGCACAACCUCAAAGCCUCCUUGAGCAAAUGUAUCCAGACGGAGUUGACGGGGCUCAAACUUGCCGCCCUGGAGAGCAACAAGAGUCUGGACCUGGAGAAGAAGGAAGGCCGGAUAGACGACCUGCUCAGGGCGAAUUGUGACCUGAGAAGACAGAUCGAUGAACAGCAGAAACUGCUGGAGAAAUAUAAGGAGAGACUCAACAAGUGCAUCACAAUGAGCAAGAAACUGCUCAUAGAGAAGAGCAACCAGGAGAAGCUUUCGUGUCGUGAGAAAAGCAUGCAGGACCGUCUGCGCCUCGGUCACUUCACCACCGUCAGACACGGCGCCUCCUACACGGAGCAGUGGACUGACGGAUACGCAUUCCAAAACCUGAUCAAGCAACAGGAAAGCAUCAACCAGCAGAGGGAGGAUAUCGAGCGACAGAGGAAGCUCCUCGCCAAGAGGAAGCCUCCCAACCCGGCGGCGCCCUCCCUCUCUGUGGCCUCAACCUCCGAGCCCAAGCAGCGUAAAGCCAAGGUGGUCAACGGCAACGACUCGGACCCCUUCCUGAAGCCCUCUCUGCCCCAGCUCCUGACCCUCGCUGAGUACCACGAGCAGGAGGAAAUCUUCAAGCUUCGCCUCGGACACUUGAAGAAGGAGGAGGCGGAGAUCCAGGCAGAGCUGGAGAGGCUGGAGCGGGUCCGGAACCUUCACAUCCGAGAGCUGAAGAGGAUAAACAAUGAAGACAGCUCAGCUUUUAAAGACCACCCCACGCUGAAUGAGAGGUACCUGCUGCUGCACUUGCUGGGCAGGGGCGGCUUCAGUGAAGUCUACAAGGCGUUUGACUUGUUUGAGCAGCGCUACGCCGCCGUGAAAAUCCACCAGCUCAACAAGAACUGGAGAGAGGAGAAGAAGGAGAACUACCACAAGCACGCAUGCAGGGAAUACCGGAUACACAAGCAGCUGGAUCAUCCCAGAAUCGUCAAACUGUACGACUAUUUCUCCCUCGACACGGACACGUUCUGCACCGUGCUGGAGUUCUGCGAGGGGAACGACCUGGACUUCUACCUGAAGCAGAACAAGCUGAUGUCGGAGAAGGAGGCCCGCUCCAUCGUAAUGCAGAUCGUCAGCGCCCUGCGCUACCUCAAUGAAAUCAAACCCCCAAUCAUCCACUAUGACCUCAAACCUGGUAACAUCCUAUUGGUUGACGGGACGGCAUGUGGUGAAAUCAAAAUCACGGAUUUCGGCCUUUCCAAGAUAAUGGAUGAUGACAACUACGGUGUGGAUGGGAUGGACCUCACGUCACAGGGUGCAGGCACCUACUGGUACCUUCCUCCAGAGUGUUUUGUCGUCGGGAAGGAACCUCCCAAGAUCUCCAACAAGGUGGACGUGUGGUCAGUUGGAGUGAUUUUCUUCCAAUGCCUCUACGGACGCAAGCCGUUUGGUCACAAUCAGUCCCAGCAGGACAUCCUGCAGGAAAACACCAUCCUCAAAGCCACGGAAGUUCAGUUUCCAGCCAAACCGCAGGCCAGCACAGAGGCCAAGGCGUUCAUCCGGCGCUGUCUGGCCUACCGUAAGGAGGACCGCUACGACGUUCACCAACUGUGCUCGGACUCCUAUCUCCUCCCCCACAUGAGACGCUCAAACUCCUCCGGGUCCCUGCAGCCCCCGGCCCCAUCAAUCCCCAACUACUGAGCGGCUGGACGCGAUGGGACGGGACCUUCUGGAAGGACGAGGUUGCUGUGAUCAGCGGAGGACAGAUGGCGAUCCCUUUUGUCCCGAGCUUUCUCCUAAGACGGCUGCAGAGAGAAUGGAAAGGAAGAAGCUCUGCGUUCGUCAGAGCUCCGCCCUCAGACUUCGAAAGAGGAAGUGGAUGGAAGUAGGAAAAUGUAUUGUUUGGGGGUGAAAUGAAAGCAAGUGGACUUGCUUCUGGACUAAAUGAACCCCAUUACAGCAGUGUGGAUUGGUCUUUCAACCCCCCCCCGUAGCUCCACAUGCAUCUUCACAAGCACGUACAUACGCCGUAAUAUACCUUAGCUGACUAACAGUUGUGUCAACAUGCGCCUACUUUCCAGUCUUGUUGCUUGUGAGGGCGGGUGCAGAGAAAAGCAGAAAAACCUCCGCAUCGUGUCAAAGUUUACCUCCAGUGACGGCGAUUUUUCCUUUUUUUUUUAAGUUUGCACUUCAAAACCCAGAUGAGGCUCAGAUUAGUCUUGAAGAAACCACCGCAUGGCCUCACUGUCGUCACGAUCUGAACCGGAGGCGCCGUCAGUCCGCGUCCCUCCGUCCGUCUUUCCAGGUAAAAGAGGCGGACGUUUCAUGGUGGUGUGUUGAUGUAGAUGUCCAUGCUUCCCUGCUGGACUACUUAACAUUAGGCUCUUUAAAUAAAAAAAGAAAGAAAAAAAUCUGUAUCUGUAUGUUACUGUAUGGCAAAGCAGAGUUCAUUGUACAUUUCAUGUGCAGGAAACACGACUAACUAGCAGAUAUAUACCAAUAAUCCUGCUUUUUACGCCUCCAAGUGUCCGUUUGCUCCAUCGUUUCCUCCUGAAAGCCAUUCUCAGUGUUGCUGCUAUAAAUGUUGCUUUUAGUUUCACAUGUGCAUGACCUCCUCCCUGCAUAUGUGCAUAUUUGAACUGUGUUCAGCUGCAGAGCCUUCAACCAUCUUCAUAAAUGUCUGAUAGGGGGCUUUUUUUUUUUGUUUUUUUUUGUUUUUUGUUUAAGCAUAAAAGCCCGACAAACAUGAUGUAUCGAGCAAAUUCCCAGAAUGCUCCUCGGUUGCGGGGAACGGUCGCACCUGUUCACAGAAAAAAAAAAAAAGAGGACACGCUCCAGAUCAGCUGGAAUUCAUGAUAUAUUCAAGUGUUGUCAUUGUGUAAAUAAAACACUUACCUGCUC
Messenger RNA from Oryzias melastigma (Indian medaka), 3713 nucleotides. Its product is annotated as serine/threonine-protein kinase tousled-like 1-B. Gene Ontology annotation, biological process: chromosome segregation; peptidyl-serine phosphorylation; intracellular signal transduction. The record is from RefSeq and is a predicted model, not a curated record. The coding region runs from base 228 to 2513 and encodes 761 amino acids. The transcript has 23 exons. Lineage: Eukaryota; Metazoa; Chordata; Actinopteri; Beloniformes; Adrianichthyidae. Gene Ontology annotation, cellular component: nucleus. Gene Ontology annotation, molecular function: protein serine/threonine kinase activity; ATP binding.